AUGGCAGCACGCGCAUCAAGUAACAACCGGGAGGUGCGGGAGACCGGCACUGAGGAACAGCCCGGAGCGAUAUGGAGUAGGGAUUCCGAUACCUAUCUCCAGCUUCUGGCGUCACCCCUGGUGUCGCGAUACCCAUCCCCGGUUCAGGAGGAUCCGGAAGAGGUGCCCGACAUGGAUCUGUCGGAGGAGGAGACGGUGGCCGAGGGGCCAAUCGCGUACGUGCCCCUCUCGUCGGAGAGUGAGGAUGAUGACGGGGGUGAGACGGUCACCACGGAGGUGUCCGCAGACGAGGACGAAGGAGGCCGGAUCGCGAGGGCCAGAAUGGCGUACCGCAACGUGCGUGCACCGUUGCCACCGACACCACCGCCGCCGUCGCAGCCACCGUUGCCACCGACAUCAACGCCGCCACCACCGACGCCGCAGCAACAGGAGCAUCCGCAGCCACCGACGCCGGUGCCACAACAACAGGAGCAGCCGAAGCCACCGCCGUUGUCGCAGCCUCAGACGCCGGUGCCGCAGUCGCCGUUGCCGCCGACGCCGCCGGCGCAGCCGCAUCCACCACCAGUACCACGCACACCGACACCGCCGCCAGCAAAACCGACGCCUCCGCCACCACGCACACCGACACCGCCACCCCAGGAUGAGGAGGGGCCCCGGUGCGAGCUGCAGCAGUCCUGGGACGUGGACCAGGCGCACGUCGCGCAGACGCUGCGCACGAUCGGCAUGGGCGGCCGCCGGUGGCACCAGCAGACUGUGACGUGGACGUGGCCCGCACCAGCGGAGGACACGCCGGAGAGCCGCGUGUUGGAGCAGGUGGGCGAGGUCGGUUGGAUGCCGGUCGAACACCGAGCGCGCGACCCGCGAACGCGAGUCAGGACAGAGGACGAAAGCCCGGCGGAGAACCCGGAGAAGGGUCCGUGGGUGUGGCCCGCGCCGCCACCACCAAAACUUGCGCGGCAGAAAUCGGGCCCCGAGGCUCGCCAGCCGCCGCAGCGAUCCUGCCUCCGCAGGCAGGCGUCACAGAAUGAGAAGCCGUAG
Molecule: messenger RNA, 1038 nt
Organism: Drosophila teissieri
Lineage: Eukaryota; Metazoa; Arthropoda; Insecta; Diptera; Drosophilidae
Product: bromodomain-containing protein 4-like
Exons: 2
Coding region: 1-1038 (345 amino acids)
Source: RefSeq, a predicted model, not a curated record